Molecule: messenger RNA, 2787 nt
Organism: Trypanosoma theileri
Lineage: Eukaryota; Euglenozoa; Kinetoplastea; Trypanosomatida; Trypanosomatidae
Product: putative protein kinase
Exons: 1
Coding region: 1-2787 (928 amino acids)
Biological process (GO): spliceosomal complex assembly; protein phosphorylation; regulation of mRNA processing
Molecular function (GO): protein kinase activity; ATP binding
Source: RefSeq, a predicted model, not a curated record
AUGGCUACUCAAGGCUCAUUUCAGUAUGAUAACGGGUGGUUGGGGGCGUGGCGCACUCCCUCUGCUUGCAUCAGCGGCGGCUUGGGACUAUUUUGUGCACUGGAGCCACUCAUAAUGCAUGUUCGACAAACACGAGAGGAGAGUGUGGCGCGUAUGUACGGCAGCGGAGGAAGAAAGUCUAAUCAGACACUUUUUGAGGGAUUUGGACCCAGUGAUUCUAGCAGACCUUCUGCGGAGUAUGAUGGAGGGAACAAUCCAAAUCUGGAUGCGCCUGAUGGAACUGUGCUCUCAUCACGAAAGGUUCCACAUGAGAGGGAAAAAUCCGAACUAGUAACCGUUCCGCCCAUUAGGGGAUUUUCAUCAAUUUUACACCGAUGGGAUUUGCAGGUGGCGACUGCAGUUGCAAACAGAGGCAUGGGUGCGUGUCAACAUCGUCGGGUUGAAAGGGACAGCAGUAGGUCUCUCGAAGAUGAAGAAGAAGACGAGAAUGAUAUACUACCGGUAGCUAAUGAAACAGCACGUCCAAUAUGCACUAGUAGGCAUCGCCGUCCGGUAAAUUCUACAUUUACUGGUACAAUCUACAAUAAAGAUAAGGGGGAUGCAGAAGAAGAUGAAGAAUAUGAGGAAGUGGAGGAAGAAGAAGAGGAAGAAGUAAAGAGUGAAGAAAACUUUGGAGAGGACGGUCAUCUUGCCUGUGUUCCAGGAGAUGUUUUGCAUAAUAGAUAUUUGUUACUACAACAGUUGGGAUGUGGUCACAAUAGUCGUGUUUGGCUUGCAGUUGAUUUGGAUCAAUGCUCAAUGACACGUCAUCAUUUUUUACGGGAAUUAGACGACCAGCAAUUACGUAUGUAUUUCUCUUCCUUUGAUCGACCAUUAUUUGUAGCCAUAAAAAUUUUCCGUUGUGGGGCAACGCAUCAGAGGUAUGCGGAGCAUGAAUUUAUGAUGCUAACCUACAUCAAAGAGUUUCAAAAGGUAGACCGUCUGCAACAGUUAGUUUCGCUUCCUCCUUCUACUAGUGUGUCGCGCGAGGUGUCAGUACUAGGAUUACCUCAGGAGAACACAUCAGAUUGUGGGACUCCUGUUAUGCAUUCUGAUGGCAGACGUUCAUCAGUAAGUCAUUACUCGAGUAACAUUGAAGAGACGACACCAUUACCUUUUCUUGGUCAUAUUACUUCAAUGAGGGCCCACUUUACCCAUUCAGGAUUAUUUGGUCUUCAUCACUGUAUUGUAAUGAAUUUGGUAGGCUCUUCUGUAAAUACAGUUAUAAGCGAAACGGGUUUCCAGGGUAUUCCUGAAAAUGUAACUCGUAAUAUUAUUCGUUCAACAUUACAAAAUUUGGCGCUACUCUCUGCGGUACAUGUUAUUCAUGGAGACAUUAGACCUGAUAAUCUUCUCUUUAUGGAAUUAGAGGAAGAUAUUGCAGAGAAUAUGAAAAGGUUCCUCUCUCAGCAUUUUGAAGGUCUCCUUCCAAUUGGGUUAGAUUCUCUGGGGGUGCGGCGCCGUUUGGUUACAGAGGAUUCCUCAGAAAAUAUAAGGUGUGAAAACACAAUGCAAUCGUUGAAGUCUCCUUUAAAAGACAUGGUAGUUACUCCACGUACUGCACGUGGUCAAGAUACCCAGUAUAGUGCACGACAGUUGUUUAAAAAACAACACUUACAUGGUCUAUAUAAUGAUAAACCGUACACUGUGCAAUUAUCUGAUUUUACUCUUUCUCUCAUUGUUCCACCACAACUGCGAUGUCCUUAUGAUACUAUGAAUAAUGAUUCUGCUGUAUAUGGUGAUAUUAAGGCCUCUGUGGACGAAGGAUCUUCUGAGAUUGAGAACAGGCAAACUGGUAGAAGUUGUUCUGUACAAACUGUGCAGGAAAGUAACACAUCCCUUAGCACAGCAGCGGUUUCAACUCCAGCUAUAUUUCAUCGAUUAUCUCUUUCCUCGAGAAUACGAACUCCAUCGGUUUGUGUUGCGAGUACUGUUAGUGAUCUUGAGAGAGACCUCUUAAUGCAACAAAGGUAUCAGCGCGGGACAAAACUACAGUCACGAGAAUACCGUUCUCCAGAGAUAAUUCUUGGUAAGGACUUUAAUACUGCUAUAGAUAUUUGGUCCUUGGGAUGUUUGGCGUUUGAGCUACUCAUCGGUCGAUUUCUCUUUGACCCUGUUAAUGACAUUACCGCAGCUUUGGAGCUAUACAAGAAGGAGAAAACAUAUCAAAAAGAACAGGAAGACAUUUCCACAAGUGAUGUUGAAAUAAACAUUUCUAAUAUAAGUGGAAAGACUGGUGAAAGUGAACCAUUCAAUCCCUUUCAUUUUAGCGAACAUGAAAAGAAUGUAGAUAUAUCUCACUUACGAAGCAUUAUUUUUCUUCUAGGACCCCCUAGUCCAGGUUAUAUUUUAAGGACCCCUAUAGGUGAAUAUAUAAAGGAUUUUUUUGAUUCCAAUGGUCAUUUUAUUUUUCUUACCGAAAAUGAAAGAAUACAAUUGUAUAGUCACGAUAGCGAUGAAAGUAAUGACCAAAGCGACGUUUUGAACUCUCAUUUUCAGGUAGACUCUUAUGAAGAAAUUUCAGAGAAGAAUUCAGGGCAACAGUGGCAUGAUGCUUCAACCUCUUCCAUCAGUCAGAGUAUUACUCCAGCAUGGUUAGAUCUGCAGAAGGAAAUUCAGGAACGAAUUGGGGUUGAAAGUGGUACAGCAUUCCUGCAUUUCCUGCAAAAGUGUUUGCAGUGGGACCCCGAGAAACGCAACGGCGCACAAUUAUUGCUGAGAGAAACAUGGCUGACCACUGCAGAAUAG